This is a messenger RNA of Cannabis sativa, 1434 nucleotides long. Its product is annotated as probable calcium-binding protein CML44. The coding region runs from base 669 to 1151 and encodes 160 amino acids. The transcript has a single exon. Gene Ontology annotation, molecular function: calcium ion binding. Lineage: Eukaryota; Viridiplantae; Streptophyta; Magnoliopsida; Rosales; Cannabaceae. The record is from RefSeq and is a predicted model, not a curated record.
CCUCUCUAUAGUAUGAAGUUGUGGUCCUUGACUUCGAUCCACGUGACUCUCGUAACUUCUAGAACAAUCUAUGUAUGUACGUUAUUUGGUCGGUUUCAUUUACGUUCACAUAAAUAUAUAAAAAUAAUAAUGUAACUCUUUUUUCUAUUAUUAUCAUAUAUUAAAUUUUGUCACAUACAUGACUUGGCAGCGUUCUUCAUACUCUUAUCUUAUAUUCCACUAUUUCCUUUGGUGAUAGUUCAAUGAAAGAAUAAGUCUGAUUAUAUAUAGGGUCCCCCCACGAGUAGUACUAUUGCCUAACCACGAAGCUUCUUCCCAAGUUCUCAAUCUCAGGCCAUUUAUUUAUAUAUAAUAUAUGGCUACGUCAACAAUCGAGAACCAUACAAAUUUCUCUAUGGGUAUUUUUUUUCUUCCCUAAGUCUACGUCUAUAAAUAGUCAGCUAUACCACUAUUUCUGUUUAGCACAACUAAAAGAUUUGGUCAAUACAUACAUAUCGUGAAUAGUUUUUAAAUCAUCUUUAGAAAAAGCUCGAAGUUAUAGUAAGUUGUAGUGCUAUAUAGUAAUUAGUAAUUACAAACUUUUCUUUCCUUUUAUUUUGCUAUAUAACAUAUUUUCCAACAUUUCAUCGAUAUAUAGUUCUUGCUAUAUAUAUAUAUAUAUAUAUAGAAUGUCUCCCUUAAGCACCUACGACUUAAAGAGGAUCUUCCAAAAGCUUGACAAGAAUGGCGAUGACCUAGUUAGCCUUGAGGAAUUGAGUUGGCUUCUGGAGAGGAUUAAUAAUGGUAGUGUUCAUCAUCAGUUUAGCAAGACAGAACUUGAGUCCUUGGUUGGAAAAUCAAGCCUCAACUUUGAUGAGUUCUUGUUCUUCUACGAAUCCAUAUCAUCAAAACAUAAUGAUGAAAUUGAUGAUGAGGUUGAAGAGAUCAUUAUUAGUGACCUUGUUAAGGCGUUCAAGGUGUUUGAUCAAAACGACGACGGAUUCAUCUCUUGUGAAGAGCUUCAAAGCGUACUAAUAAGAUUAGGUUUGAUGGAAGAAAACAGUACUGACAAAGAUUGCAAGACUAUGAUUAAUGCCUUCGACGCCAAUUCCGACGGCCAGCUUGAUUUUGAAGAGUUCAAAACCAUGAUGUUGCUUACCAUUACUUCUUAAUCAGCAUGCCCAUAUAUAUAUUUAGCUAUAUAUUCUAGUUUCUUUUAUAAUAUAUAUAUAUAUAUAUAUAUAUAAGUGACUAUAUAUAUGCAUAUGGUCAAUAUAGAGAGUCUACGUACAGACCACAUACACAUAUUAUAUGAUCAACUGGUCCAAAUUAAUCAUCGGCAUUAUUAUUAAUUAGUUUUUUUUUUUUUUUGAUAUUAUAUACAUCAGAUUAUUAGUAACUACUAUAUGUAUAUACUAAUUAAUUAAAUAAAUGCAUGCAGUCAUUGUUCAAUUA